This is a messenger RNA of Caenorhabditis bovis, 393 nucleotides long. The record is from the annotation of a GenBank genome assembly. Lineage: Eukaryota; Metazoa; Nematoda; Chromadorea; Rhabditida; Rhabditidae.
AUGGUUCGCAUGAACGUUCUCGCCGAUGCGCUUAACGCCAUCAACAAUGCUGAAAAGCGAGGAAAGAGACAAGUUCUCAUCCGCCCUGCUUCCAAGGUUAUCAUCCGCUUCUUGACUGUCAUGAUGAAGCACGGUUACAUCGGAGAAUUCGAGAUCGUUGAUGACCAUCGCGCCGGAAAGAUUGUUGUCAACCUUACUGGACGUUUGAACAAGGCUUCCGUUAUCUCUCCAAGACUCAACAUUCGUCUUAAUGACCUCGAGAAGUAUACCAAUACUCUUCUCCCAUCGAGACAGUUCGGAUACCUUAUCCUCACCACAUCUGCUGGAAUCAUGGACCACGAGGAGGCCAGAAGAAAGCAUCUUGGAGGAAAAAUUCUUGGAUUCUUCUUCUAA